Messenger RNA from Fibroporia radiculosa, 3900 nucleotides. RefSeq lists its product as uncharacterized. Bases 1 to 3900 code for a protein of 1299 amino acids. The record is from RefSeq and is a predicted model, not a curated record. Lineage: Eukaryota; Fungi; Basidiomycota; Agaricomycetes; Polyporales; Fibroporiaceae. The transcript is spliced from 11 exons.
AUGGAUCGCCCACCAAGUGCAGCUCGCAGACGUACUCUAGACUUCCCCUCCAGACCGGAGGCAGGGUUGGCUGAGUGGACACAUAAGAUCAAAGCGUUGCAAAGACAGGUGGAUGAAGAUGAGGAGGAAGAGCAUAAGCGGCUAGAACAGGAGAUCCAAGCGUCCAGGCUUGCUCGCCUCCGGAGGAGCGCAGGACAAAGCACGGCUGUCGAUCUUGCCAAUACUGAGUACGGUCAAGCAUUGAAGUCCGACGAAGUAAAUGAGUCAAACAGAAUGGGCUUGGACAGGCAACAGAAUCAGGUCGACGCUUUGCGGAAGCUUACUGGCGAGAUACGAUCGACGACAACAGCGACGCCCCCUCGUGCAGGUGCCCCCGCAACACCAGUGUCCUUGGCAGCCUUUAUUGGUGGACGCGCGACUGGCCCUCGACUAACCAAACAUGCGCCUCAGCAAGAUGCGCACGACCCUACUCAGUUUGAGCAGCGUACUCAUGUAACUGCGCCUCAUCCUAUAUUUGGCCGUGGAGGAGUUGCAAUGCCUGGUCUAGCAGGCAGAGGAGUCUCUUCUGCAUCGUCGACGCCACUUCCACAGGAAAAGAACAAACCGACUUCUGUUUCGACUCACACUAUUGGACGAGACCGCACACUGAGCACGCCGCAUUAUGACGCAAACAGAGGACCAAUUUCGACCUCUUCGACACCUGUCCAAGAUGACCGAGAGAAACUGGUUUCUGUUGCGAACCAUGUCACAGGGCGAGAUCGCAGGCAGAGCACACCGUCGGUUGCCAAAGCUUAUUUGCAGAAGGUUGAACGGGAAACCAUCGUUACCCAACAGACGGGUAUCUCGGAGACGGCACGAAAGCGCACUAUAAGCACGCCUACCGGCGUUGUACCCACGAAGAGCACUACAUUCACUACACCAAAGGCGUCCAUUGAUGAUUAUUCAAAGGCUCCCUCUCUAUCGUCGAACCUUCGGCCUACUACCCCCGGUUUGGAUCGCCAGGCUUCGAUGAAUCUACGUAUGCCGCCACCUGUUUCGGUCUCACCAAGCCCUCUCAUACAAUCCUCUCUGUCAAGUCCUCCUCCCCCUUCUCCGACACCUUCAUCAUCGUCCAAGACAUCGGUCACUAUGUCGUCCCUUUCACGCCCCGUUCAGCCCUCACCGCGACACUCUCUUGGCCCGCAACUCGCAACUUCUCCGAAUCCAUCGUUCGCAUUUUUGCGUCCGCCUCCGGCAAAGGAUCCAACGCCCAGUAUCAGUCGCUUACAGGGACGUGGCUUUGUGAAGAGUAUGGUUCAAGCUAGUGGCCAGUUUUCCGCCGAAUCACCCAGCACGCCUCCCUUGCCCGACAAGAGGGAUUCUGGAAGCAAGAAGCAACCAUCUGUCUUGGACCGAUGGCAGAAUAGCUCGCCGGGAAGCCCGAGUCCAUCCCCACCCAUUAUCUCACCGAAGCCCGUUGCCAUGCGUAAGUCGCGCACAGUCGACCCAACUGUCUCAACGCCCGAAUUUACGCCACCGAGAUUGGUAAAGCCGGAUUAUACUGGCCGGUCACUCAAGUCUGUCGCAUCGUUGCCCUCCAUGCAACAAGCAGACGCACGAUCAUCGGCGGGCAGUGAUGUCGGCAAGGAUGGUCGCCGCACACCCGGCCUUGGCUCGUCGAAGACAAUGAUCUCAUAUAUUAAGCCGAUCAAGACAGGCGAUCGGCCUCCAACAGCGUCGCCACCUCCGCGCAGUCGCGCCACGUCGCCGUCGGGAGAUGUUGAUGAGCUUGGGAUGCGGCUCACCAAGGACAGAGCGAAGAAACCACGGAAGCAAAAGACUGCACCGGACUCGGUCAAGAGGUCUCAGACUAACACGAGUUCCUCUGCGAAUGGAGACAGAGUGCACGUUCCGCACAUGGAGAUUGUGUCGCUAUCGGAACUCAUUACGACUGCUGAAGUCCCAGAGACCCUCGUCCGUUUUCCUACUUCGUCAGUACCUUGUUCUGGUGACAAGCCUGCAUUGAGCGCGAAACCGGCGUCCCCGUUGAAACAUGGCUUCGACGACGAUUUCACACCACUUGUUCUGGAGAAAUCAUCGUGGCUCCCCAAUGUGCUUAUACCACCUGCUGCCUCUGCUGACGACUCUGGUGCAGAAGGAAGAAGCGCAAAUCGCGGCCUGACGCCGUCCCCCACAUCUCCUGCUCUCGCGAGGGACAAGGCCUCCGCAUCACCUGUUCGCCAUGUCCGCAUCCCGAGCACCGGAAAUAGGGCAACUGUUAUGGACGUGGCUCAGGCGUUCCAAGAGCAGAGCGGGCGCGAGCCUUCUCCGAUAGAUGCAUCACCCGUGCGGACUAGCCUUCCCAAGCCUACAGAUGAACGGGACAAAGCGACGGAUGAGGAUUACCCCAGACCGGACGUGAAGACUUUGUUGGCAAAUUGGGAACCGAAGAAUGACCCUGUGCGACCGGAUAGUUCACCGGUGGACAAGCGAAAGUCUAGCUAUGAUAAAUAUUCUGCUUUUGUGAUGCCUCCCCUUGAAGAGGAGAGAACGCCCCCGUCGUCCCCUUCGGGGACAUUAGCGCGGAGUGCCAUCCCGGUCGCGGUAUCUGAUAAUGUAAAGCCUACUUUUGUUUCGCCUAUCACCUCAUCCCAGGAUAUCGGCGGCGGACAACCGACUGCUGCAGUUGCUAAGGCGGAAUUUAUAUAUAUUGAUCAUUCUAACGACUCCCCUCCCCCAGUCGAUAUCUCUGAGCUUCUGACUUCCUCGCACGAGUCCGUUAUCUCCAGCGCCGACGUACAGACGAUAUCUGUGGAUGUCAUGUGCAUUACUGGCAGCACCGCGAGUUCGGUUUCUCAAUACUUGCAUGUCUUCUACGACACUGAGGUUCUUGCUAUUGUCUACCGGGCGAAGUCGCGUACAACAGGGCUUGUGGACACAACGGUGUGGGGUUGGCGCGGGAGGCGGAGUAAUAUGGGCGAGAGGGAGGAGAGGAAGCUUGGCGAAUUGGCAAGGCGUUAUGGCACCGCUCUGAUCACGGUGCAUCAGUACUGCGAACCUGAGAACUUGGCCGCUGUGCUCGGCGGCCGCAUUAUCACGCGCCAGGGCUCACGUGCGCAUUGGUCGGCCGAGAACACUGCCAUGCACAUCGUACGCUCAAUUGGCCGAACGGUCUUCGUCGACGAGCUAGAUUUGAGCAUCAAGAAUCUCUGUUCCGCUUUUAGCUACUGCCUCUCCCUUCUUGACACCUUGUACAUUUGGCAUGGGGUUGGCUCUUCAGAAUCCGAACGUGCCGUUGCACGCGAGUAUGUCGCGACCAUCACCGUCCCAUCGUCUACUGUCAUAGAGCUGAAGGAGGGAGAGAACGACGGAGACGAGAUGUUCUGGAUGAUACUCGGUGAUGGGGAUUAUGCCAGGGCAGAUUAUUGGAAGUGGAGACCCAGUCUGUCCCCUGAAAGCAUGAUCACAAGAAUUUGGUGUGUGACUACACAGAAGACGGAAGAUACGAUAAUUUCUGUCCCGUCGUUCAUAACUCACAGUGCAAUACACGCCAUGGUUCACAUCAUCGACUGCGUCUGGGAGUUCUUCGUUCUUGUUGGGAGCGACGCACGGGGAAAGAGACGAGAUAUUCGACUGGCCCUUGACGCAGCUGUUAAAAUGUCGGAGAUGGUCGCGCCACUAAGACCUUUUGCUCCUCCCGUACACAUUCUAAUCUUGCCGUCGCAAGUCCCGGCUGAUUUGCGAUUGACCUGCCGGGGUUUGGACGAAGUUUCUCUGAAUCAUGGAAUUGUCCCUGACCAUAUGAAUCUGAUUCCGGUAGGAGAGGCGUAUGAACACAUGGGAACAACCGCGUGGGAGAAGGCUGCCGUCAGGGACCCAACCAUGCUUCCUCUUGGCGUUCACGCAUCGGAUCUGAAGUGA